This is a messenger RNA of Rotaria sp. Silwood1, 912 nucleotides long. The record is from the annotation of a GenBank genome assembly. NCBI's taxonomy places the organism in Eukaryota, Metazoa, Rotifera, Eurotatoria, Philodinida, Philodinidae.
AUGUAUCAAUUUAUUGAAUCAAAAUUAAACGCGAAAUCCAUAAUAAUAUUGGACGGCGCAACUGGUACUGAAAUACAACGAAAAGGUGUACCUAUGGAUAAUGAAACAUGGUGCGCACAAGCAAAUAAAACUCAUCCUGAUGUUGUUAAAUCAGUUCAUGAAUCAUAUAUUAAUGCAGGAUCAAUAGUUAUAACUGCAAAUACAUAUGCAACAUCACCAUUAUUAUUUAAUUCAUUAGGUUUAGAUAAUGAAUUUUUAGAAUUAGAUCGAUUAGCUGUUGAAAUAGCAAAAGAUGCUGUAGCAGGAAGACAGAUUGCAAUAGCUGGUUCUAUAUCAACAAUGAGACCUAUAAUAGUAGGCACAGAUCAACUUGAUAUUUCAAAAGAAUGGACAGAAUCAGAAGCAACUAGAUUAUUUCAAUUAAAAGCAAAUAAUUUAAAAAGUUGUGGUGUUGAUUUUUUAAUGUUAGAAUUAUUACGAGAUUGUGAUUAUGCAAUAUGGGCAAGUAAAGCAGCUAUAGAAACUAAUUUACCAGUAUGGAUUGGUAUUUCAGCAGAGAAAAUAAAAGAUAAUAAAUUAGUAGGGUAUUCACAUCCUGAUUGUUUAUUUGAAGAUAUUGUAAUUAAAAUAGUAGAAUUAAAACCGGCUGUUAUUAAUGUUAUGCAUACAUCGCCACAUAUUACUGAUGAAGCUUUAAAAAUUGUCAGAAAAUAUUGGAAUGGACCAGUUGGAACAUAUCCAGAAUCUGGAUCCUUUAUAAUGCCUAAUUGGGUGUUUCAAGAUGUUAUAUCACCAGAGGAGUUAGUAAAAAAAUCUAUUGAAUGGAAGGAACAAAGUGAUGUUACUUUAUUUGGUGGCUGUUGUGGUAUUGGACCUGAUCAUAUAAAAGAAUUGAAAAACGCUCUCUUAUAA